This is a messenger RNA of Tarenaya hassleriana, 1727 nucleotides long. RefSeq lists its product as uncharacterized. The transcript is spliced from 2 exons. Bases 185 to 1465 code for a protein of 426 amino acids. The record is from RefSeq and is a predicted model, not a curated record. Lineage: Eukaryota; Viridiplantae; Streptophyta; Magnoliopsida; Brassicales; Cleomaceae.
GGUCAAUUUCUCGCGAAACGAUAACAAUUUGAGAAAAAGGAGAAAAGAGACAAAAACGAGCAACCACAGAGUUAUCCCACAGUGGACUGUGCAAUAAAACAGAGGCGAGUCAUCAUCACCUUUCGCUAUAAGCCUCAAGAGACGUUGAAGAAGAAACAAGAAGAAGAAAUUGAAGACGACGAAUAUGGAUCCAUGCCCGUUCAUACGGAUCGACAUCGACUCACUCGCUUUACAGCUACCGCAGCCGGCGACUUCUAGGCCGGCGUCCACUGGAGUCCACCCGUCGGCGACGCCGUGCUAUUGCAAGCUCCGAAUCAGCAACUUCCCCUCCCAAACAGCUCUCCUCCCCCUCUCCUCUGCAACCGCCGGAGAAUAUUCCGGUGACAACGACGGUUCUCCGUCGGAUCCAGGUUCGUCGGCGCCGGGGUUCGAUCUUGACGGUGCCGCCAUCAGUCGUCUCUCCUCCAGGCCCGUUGCUCUCCGGGUCUCCGUUUACGCCGGUCGGAUGGGGACCACCUGCGGACUCUCCGCCGGGAAAAUUCUCGGACACGUCCAAGUGAAUGUCGACGUGGCAGCGGUGAGGUCCAGAGCGGUGGUUUGCCACAGUGGGUGGAUGAAGCUGGGAGGCGAAACGGGUAAACCGGCGGCGAGGCUACAUCUAGUGGUUAAGGCUAAACCGGAUCCCCGGUUCGUUUUCAAAUUCGGUGGGGAACCGGAGUGUAGCCCUGUAGUUUACCAGAUCCAAGGGAACAUAAAGCAACCGGUUUUUAGUUGCAACUUCAGCGCCGACCGGAAUUCCAGAACCCGGCCACCAUCUCCGGUCUCCGGCGCCGGCGAGAGAGGAGGAUGCAUUAUGAGGACAUUUUCCGGCGAAGUCAACAAGAGGCAAGUCAAAGAGCGUAAAGGCUGGAUGAUAAUAGUAUACGACCUCUCCGGCUCCGCCGUCGCUGCCGCCUCCAUGGCCACUCCCUUCGUCCCUUCCCCUGGCUCCGACCGAGUCUCACGCGCCAACCCCGGCGCUUGGCUCAUCCUCCAGCCUCACUGCGGCCUCUCCGUCGGCUCCUGGAAACCCUGGGGUCGCCUCGAGGCCUGGCGCGAGCGCGGCGGCUCCGACGACGGUCUCGGCUACCGGUUCGAGCUCGUUACCGACGUCGGCGGAGGUGGGAUCUCGAUCGCGGAGGGGACGAUGAGCGUCAAGCACGGUGGGAGGUUCUGUAUCGACGGUCGCCGGAGCUCGCCGGACCCGAGAUCGCCGGUGAGAGGAUUCGUGAUGAGCGCGACGGUGGAGGGAGAAGGACGCGUGAGCAAGCCGGCGGUGGAAGUGGCGGCAGAGCAUGUCGGAAGCACGGCGGACGCGGCGCUGUUCGUGGCGUUGUCGGCGGCGAUCGAUCUAAGUAUCGACGCUUGCCGGCUGUUCUCGCGUAAACUCCGGAAAGAGCUUUGCCACGGCGAUGAAGAAGUCUGAAUCGCCGGAAAAAUAUCUAGGGGGAGGAGGAGAAGUGAGUUUUCUACUGCGAUGACGACGGCGCGUGGUCUCCGGUUCUGACAGCGGAUGAGAAUUCUCUAUUUUGUUGUCGGACUCUUGAAUUGCAUUUCAAAUCCGGUUCUUCGUUUUCUGAGUUGCAUCCUUUUGGUUUCUGCAUAAAUUGUACUUGACUGUGAGAGUGAACAUUGUACAGAUCGAGGUUGAUUUGGUUUUUCCGACAAUGCAUCAUCUUUUUGUUGCU